Molecule: messenger RNA, 1968 nt
Organism: Tricharina praecox
Lineage: Eukaryota; Fungi; Ascomycota; Pezizomycetes; Pezizales; Pyronemataceae
Exons: 1
Coding region: 239-1531 (430 amino acids)
Source: RefSeq, a predicted model, not a curated record
CUACGCUCGUGCCCCACCGGUUCCAACCCCGCUAUCGGCCAUUCCAUGUGAUUUAAGCGAGCGUCUGAGGGCUUGGACAAUCAGGCCCAUCAUCUCAGAUAUAUAUCCCUUUCCCGACCGCCACCUUCCUGCUCUACAGACGGACCAUUCCAGCACUUCGAUAAUACGUACAUACCGGAACCCGACUACAUCUCCCCCACACUUAACUUGCAGGUCUCGGAAAUAAGCUUCGAGAGCGAUGUCCACAGCAGCAUCAGUAGCGACGGAAACUCCGAUGAGCGGAACGCCAGAUGCAGCAGUGCCAGAGCCGGUCUCUCCCGGCAAGAGCAAGCGGUCGUUUUUUGGCCUCGGAAAGAAAAGGAAAGACCAAGAUGCGCCGUCAUCGCCACCUCGCGAUAGCUCACCGAAGAUAGUCGACGAGAAGGCGCCGCAGUUGCCGCAGUUGGCCAGCAUUCCACCAAUGAAUACUUCUCUCACGUCACCAUCGGCGUCACCAUCGGCGUCAACAACCCCUCGCAUACAAACGCUCACGCCAUCACCACCAUCGACAUCAUCCGCCUUGUUGAAUAUGCAACAACCACCACCAAAAACACCCACCCGCUCCCUCCAUUCGGCGAGCUCGCCAGUCCUAACCCCGCACUCCCCCUCCACCCCACAUGCCCCAUCGCAGUCUCCGUCGCGCGGCCUUUCCACAUCGAGCUCCAUGAUCUUCGAGCGCAAUGUGCAGGAGCACCCGAACAACCCUAACAUUCCCGUGCCAAUGUCGUCGGCGAUUCCAGCGCACAUCCAGACCGAGAACUUUAUCCCGCCCGUGCUGGAAGCCUCAUCGCUGGCCAUUACCGACCGGAAUUGCGGCGUCGAUGAGGUCGAGAUCGUGAUGCACUCUGCGCACCAGCCCGCGCUCUCGGUCGGCGGGCUGGCCACGUCCCUCGAGAACUACUCCAGCCUCGACCACACCGAGGACCCCAGUAGCUACUCGGGCGACGACCUGUCAUCGCACGGUGGCGGCAUUGGCGCGUCGGCCGCGGCAGAUAAGCGGCGGCUCUCGUUCAUAUCGUUUGCGGAUGUGGUCCAGGCCGAGCAGGCGGAGCAGUACGGCGAUAUCAUGACCCACAGCACGUCUUCUCCGUCGCGCGGGAGUCCAGUGCAGAGCGCGGCUGAUCCCGCGGCCAUGGGCACAAUAAACGAGACCAUGAGGAGGAGCCCCAGUCCGAUCCGGCUCGGCAGUACGCCGUCGCGCGGGAGUCUCGUGCAGGACCCUAACUCGCUGAGCUCCAUCAACGAGACGUUAAGGAGGAGCCCCAGUUCCAUUCGACUGGGCAAUAGCCCGCCACGGUCAACGUAUAUGGCGGGCGAGAGGAGCCCGGGAAGCCCCGGAAGCCCCGGAAGGACUGCGGCGGACCAUAUCGGCGUCGAGAGGGGAGAGUUGACGAUCGAGACUAUGCGACAGGCGCUGAAGAAGACUGGAAGCGGUGAUUUGGGGCAAAGGAGCCCGAUCGCUAGCAGCAGCGCUUUCAGCAGAACAACGUGAUCGCCGUUAGCGUCGGAGGUCGAAACGAAGGAGCUGGACAAGCCGUUUUCCGUAGUGUAUCUAUCUUAAUCGUCUUUUUUCUUCUUUUUUUUCUUCUAGGUCUUCUCCUUCUUGGUCUUUGUCUUUGUCUUCUUUCGAUUUCCUUCCUUUUUUCCCCCUGUUUGCUGCUCUCGGCUGGCACGAAGCGCACGAAGAAGUCGGCCAGAUCGCAGCCCGGAAGAUCUAGACCGAACGGCCAUCUCGGUGGAGCGGGCUGGCUAUCCCCUCUGUCUCUGCACGCGGUUGGGAGCUGCCUUACGAGUUCCAUUACUCUCUAUUGCUAUUUACAUGUACUUGUGGAAUGGUGUUUCUUGGUUGCGAUCAAUGAUAGGUCUCCAGUAGCGGUAUGUAUCUUAUGUUAUGGCUGGAUAAUUGAAGCGUGUUUAGUAUUAGGAAGA